Acaulospora colombiana is the source of this 633-nucleotide messenger RNA. The record is from the annotation of a GenBank genome assembly. Lineage: Eukaryota; Fungi; Glomeromycota; Glomeromycetes; Diversisporales; Acaulosporaceae.
AUGGCGAAUUGGCGCAUACUGAAUCGGAGUCGUAUUAACAAUAAAUUAUAUCCAAUUCGGGAGAUGUCACGCGACUCGUGGGGAAACGCCAUAUUAGGUAAUUUCAGCCAAAAUUCCCGAAUUCGAAUGUUACUGCCAAAAUUCUAUAUCAGACGAGAAAAAUGCGCCAGAUUCCCCGCGGUACCAACAGUAACGAACGGAUUUUAUCGUCCAUCAGUCGAUGUGAGUGAAACAGACAAGAGCUACCUCAUCGAAGCCGAAGUACCCGGCAUGAAAAAGGAGGACCUGUUAGUUGAAUUUAUUGACGAUGGCACUUUGAUCCUUAAAGGAAAAACCGAAAGAGCUAGGCAAGAAGGUACCCUUCCAGAAGGCGCUGAAGGAAUGAAAACCACCGACACGACUUCCGAAGGUAGAACAAACAAUGGAGGGGAUACCUCAGUGGUCGAAGCUACGGGUGAGAUCAGAGAACCAACAUAUUGGUCCAGCGAAAGGGUUCUGGGUAGCUUCCAACGGUCAUUUCAAUUUCCGGGUAAAGUUGAUCCAAAUAAUGUUAAGGCGGCUUACAAAGAUGGAAUCUUAUCAAUUACUGUACCUAAAGCUGAGCGGCAUGGUACAAAGAUUAGUAUUGAGUGA